This is a messenger RNA of Linnemannia hyalina, 1626 nucleotides long. NCBI's taxonomy places the organism in Eukaryota, Fungi, Mortierellomycota, Mortierellomycetes, Mortierellales, Mortierellaceae. The record is from the annotation of a GenBank genome assembly.
AUGGCGACCCAUCUUGGCCACCAAACCAAGCCGACAAAGUCCAAAGUGAACACAAAGUCGUCGGAGUACCUUGCAAACUACACCGAGAUGCUCGCUCUGGUCGACCAGCUCCAGGAAAGGCUUCAGGAGGCUACCUUCCAGGGCUCGGACAGACUCUUGGCCUUGCACCACAAACGCGGAUCGCUCCUUGCCCGAGAUCGCAUCGAAUUGCUCCUGGACGAUGAUUCUCCUUUCAUGGAGCUCUGUCCUCUCGCUGGAUAUGGCCAGGAAGACAUGACCGUUGGAGGAUCCCAGGUCGCAGGAAUCGGUCUUAUUUGCGGUGUCGAGUGCAUGAUUACUGCCAAUAUCCCGACUCUUGCAGGUGGUGCUUGGAAUGCUUCGACCAUGGCCCGAGGCUCAAGAAUCAGUGAGAUUGCAUGGAUCAAUCGUCUGCCCCAUAUCCAGCUUGCCGGCGCGAAUCUUGCUCAACAGAGUCGCGUAUUCCACCCUGGUGGGGCUGGAUUCCGUCACUUGGCAGAGAGAUCCAAGGCAGGGCUUCCCUCGGCAGCUGUUGUCUUUGGAAACUCAACCGCUGGUGGUGCAUACAUUCCUGCCAUGAGUGACUACGUCGUCAUGGUCAAGGGCAAAGCUCAAGUGUUCUUGGGCGGACCUCCCCUGGUGAAGAUGGCUACCGGAGAGAUCACCGACGCAGAGUCGCUUGGAGGCGCUGAUAUGCACAGUCGUAAAUCAGGUCUUGCAGAUCAAUUGGCAAUGGACGAGUACCAUGCCAUUGCCAUGGCCCGUGAGUUCAUCUCGGGUCUUAACUGGACCAAGCGAGGCCAGCUCCCGAUCCGUCAUCUCAGGGGUCAGUUUGACCAGCCGCUGUACGAUCCCGAUGAGAUCUUGGGCAUUGUCAGCGCCAACAUCCGCAUCCCCUUCGACGCCGUCGAGGUCAUUAUUCGUUUGGUCGACGGAUCUCGGUUCACGCAGUUCAAGCCACUGUACGGACCCAAUUUGAUCUGUGGUUGGGCGACCAUCCACGGUAUCCCCGUCGGCAUCCUUGCCAACAACAACGUUAUUUUCCCUCCCGAGGCUAACAAAGCGACCCAGUUCAUCCAGCUCUGCAACAUGCGCAACACACCCAUCCUGUACCUCCACAACAUCACCGGUUUCAUGGUCGGCAAGAAGUACGAGGAGGAAGGUAUCAUCAAGGCCGGCUCACGCUUCAUCAACGCCGUCUCGAACUCUCAGGUCCCUUGCAUCACCAUUGUGAUGGGCGCCAGUUACGGAGCCGGAAACUAUGCCAUGGCAGGACGCGCCUACAACCCUCGGUUCCUUUUCUCGUGGCCCAAUAGCAAGUGUUCGGUGAUGGGUGCCGAGCAAUUGACGGGAGUGCUCGACAUUGUGAUGCGCGACUCGGCCAAGAAAUCUGGCAAGGUGAUUGACGAGGAGAUGGCCAAGGCUUCGAUGGGGAUGUUCCAGGCGAUGGUCGAGAGCGAAUCGGAUGUUUACUGGACCAGUUCCCGCUGCAUUGACGAUGGUGUUAUUGAUCCUCGAGAGACUCGCACCAUCCUCGGCUUUUGUCUCUCGGUCUGCUACAACACCGAGAUCCAGGGCGGCAACCUGUAUGGCGUCUCGCGUAUGUAG